This is a messenger RNA of Lachnellula hyalina, 1263 nucleotides long. RefSeq names its product Mitochondrial nuclease (gene NUC1). Gene Ontology annotation, biological process: apoptotic DNA fragmentation. The record is from RefSeq and is a predicted model, not a curated record. Gene Ontology annotation, cellular component: nucleus; mitochondrial inner membrane. Bases 1 to 1263 code for a protein of 420 amino acids. NCBI's taxonomy places the organism in Eukaryota, Fungi, Ascomycota, Leotiomycetes, Helotiales, Lachnaceae. Gene Ontology annotation, molecular function: nucleic acid binding; metal ion binding; single-stranded DNA endonuclease activity. The transcript has 2 exons.
AUGAUCCCUGGGCCUCGCUUCAAUGUCCAUGCUUCGGCUUCGUUCGUCCUUAGCGCCGUCACUCAGGGGUUCUCGUCAAACCAGAUUUCACUCGGCCUUUUUUCAGCCCGUGACUUCAACACUGCCCUCUUCACCCUCUCCCUCUCCCUCUCCCUCUCAGAGCCUAAUAAAUACAACCCCACGCCCAAACGCCCUGCGGGCCCCCUUCUUCAAAAUGUCAAAAUCAACUCUCGCAAUCAUCGCAGCUGUCAGCGCAGCAACGGCGCCGGUGUAACAGCAGCAAUGUACUCCACGCGUUCAGAAAAGAAAAUCCAAGCCGUCGCAUCCUCGACCUCCGUCUCCGCCACCUCAAGCACCUCCGUCCCCGCCCCAAUCCCAAUACCAGGAGCAAUCCCGCAGCUCCCCACAGUCGCACCGCCCGUCGACCCAGCAGGGCUCUUCCAAUACGGAUUCCCAGGCCCCGUAGCCGAUCUUGCUACACGGAACUCCCUCGUCUCCUCCUUCGACCGCCGUCUACGCAACCCCAGCUGGGUCGCGGAACAUAUCACGCCCGCGUCCCUGGCGCUGUCGAAUGGCGACCGCAAACAUAGCUAUUUCGCCGAGGACCCCUCGGUGCCGGAGAAGUUCAGGGGGAAGCUGAAGGACUAUUUCCGUAGCGGGUACGAUAGGGGACAUCAGGUGCCAGCGGCCGACGCGAAAUGGAGCCAGGAGGCUAUGAACGAUACGUUCUACCUCUCGAACAUGUGUCCACAGGUCGGGGAGGGCUUCAACCGGGACUAUUGGGCGCAUUUUGAAGAUUUCUGUCGGAGGUUGACCCAGAGAUAUCCAUCUGUUCGUAUUGUUACUGGACCGUUAUACCUACCGAAACGAGGCGCGGAUGGGAAGUGGAAAGUCAGUUACGAGGUCAUUGGCAACCCGCCCAACAUCGCCGUCCCCACACAUUUCUACAAGGUUAUCUUUGCCGAGGAUGGUACUGCUACGGGACCCGUUGCGCUCGGGGCUUUCGUCCUGCCGAAUGCGGUGAUCCCGAACGAGAAGCCGAUUACGGAUUUCGAGGUCCCCGUGGAGGCGGUGGAGAGGGCGAGCGGGCUGGAUUUUGCGUCCAAGUUGCCGGUGGGGAGGAGGAAGAGGCUUUGUGCGGAUACGGUUUGUGCUUUGGUUAUCAAGGACUAUGCGGAUAGACAGAAGACUUUUGCAAAAGAGCAGAAGGCUGUUCAGGCACCUACGAGGACGAGUCCUAGGAAUGGGGGUGCGAAUUUGUGA